Suncus etruscus (white-toothed pygmy shrew) is the source of this 1069-nucleotide messenger RNA. It is a transcript of the gene TMEM171, whose product is annotated as transmembrane protein 171. The record is from RefSeq and is a predicted model, not a curated record. Lineage: Eukaryota; Metazoa; Chordata; Mammalia; Eulipotyphla; Soricidae. The coding region runs from base 1 to 987 and encodes 328 amino acids. The transcript is spliced from 4 exons.
AUGUCUCCUGCUGCUGCUGCUGCUGCUGCUGAGCUGGAUGAGGAUCAGCAAGAUAGCCGUGUCAGCAAGCUCAUUUUCUUCUUCUUCAUCUUUGGUGCCAUCCUGUUGUGUGUGGGGGUCUUGCUGUCCAUCUUCGGGUACCAGGCCUGCCACUACGAGAACCUUCCAGACUGCAGUGUGGUGCUGAAGGUGGCUGGUCCCGCAUGUGCUGUGGUGGGCCUCGGGGCUGUGAUCCUGGCCCGCUCUCGUGCUCGGCUUCAGCUCCAGGAGAGGAGGCGGCGAGGCAUCCAACAGGACCCUGACCGGGCCUUCCUCUGUGGGGAGAGCCGCCAGUUUGCCCAGUGCCUUAUCUUUGGGUUUCUGUUCUUGACCAGUGGCAUGCUCAUCAGCGUCCUGGGCAUCUGGGUGCCAGGAUGCGGCUCGGCCUGGGAACAGGAAUCCAUGAAUGAGACAGACACUGCUGAGACGGAGCCCCAGAUCUGUGGGUUUCUGUCCCUGCAGAUCAUGGGGCCUUUGGUGGUGCUCGUGGGAUUGUGUUUCUUCGUGGUUGCCCAUAUUAAGAAGAAAAACAACUUGAAUGUGGACCAUGAAGCCUCCGAAAAUGAAGAGAGGCAGGCCCAGAGUACAGAGCCUGUGCAGGUCACAGUGGGUGAUGCAGUGAUAAUAUUUCCCCCACCUCCACCACCUUACUUUCCUGAAUCUUCAGCUUCUGCCAGAACUCCAAGUUCAGGGGCUAACAGCUCACUUCCAAGUGAAAACCCACCUUCGUAUUACAGUAUUUUUAACUACGGGAGGACACCGAUGCCUGAGGGCCAGGGUGCAUUCUCAGAGCGAGAGCGAGACUCCAUCUACACCAUUUCUGGGCCUGCUUUGUUUUCCGAGACCUCACACACAUCACACCUCUCUUUGGAACUGCCUCCCCAAUAUGAGGAGAAAGAAACUGCCACCUCGUCUUCGUCUCCAUCUUCCCGCCCUUCCCCUCCAUGACUGAGGGACUCCAGUUCAAUUUUAUAUGUAAUAGAUCACUGUUUUAUUUAACUUUUUUUUUUAAUAAAAAUAGUGAAGAGCA